Messenger RNA from Zingiber officinale, 915 nucleotides. RefSeq names its product 52 kDa repressor of the inhibitor of the protein kinase-like. The coding region runs from base 1 to 915 and encodes 304 amino acids. The record is from RefSeq and is a predicted model, not a curated record. Lineage: Eukaryota; Viridiplantae; Streptophyta; Magnoliopsida; Zingiberales; Zingiberaceae. The transcript has a single exon. Gene Ontology annotation, molecular function: protein dimerization activity.
AUGGGUGAUGAUUCAACAGGAAAGAGUGAGGCUGAGUCUUUAGCAACACAUGAUCUUGAAAAUUUUGAAUUCUUGGUUGAUUUGGUAAUUUGGUAUAAGUUGUUGCAUUCAGUAAAUAUUGUAAGCAAGAUUCUCCAAGCUGAAGAUGUAGAUAUUGAUGUUGCUAUUAAACAUAUAAAGGGUCUUAUGUUGAAUUUUGAAGAAUAUAGAGAACAUGGAUUUGAAAAGGCUGUUAAUGAAGCUAAACAAAUGGCAAAUGAAUUGGGAAUUGAAGCUUCAUUCAAGGAAAAACGUAUUAUUAGAAGAAAAAAACAGUUUGAUGAAACUAUUACAAAUGAGGUAACACAAUCAGCGGACGAAUCUUUCAGAGUUAACUACUUUCUCUUUUUGAUUGAUCAAGGGUAUUCUUCUCUACAAAGCCGGUUUGAACAAUUUAAAAAAUAUGAAGAAACUUUUAGAUUUUUAUUCAGUUUGGAGAAAUUAAAGUGUGUUGAUGAUGAUAAUUUGUUAAGAUCUUGUGAAAAUCUUGAACAAUGUUUAAAGCAUAAUGACAAUUCUGAUAUUGAUGGACAUGAGUUAUUCAUGGAGUUAACUCUUUUGAAGCAUUCUUUACCAACAGAAGCAAAAAGAGCAAUAGACGUGUUGAAUCAUCUCAAAGAUGUGGAUAAUUGUUAUCCGAAUGCUUAUAUUGCUUACAGAAUUUUGUUGACUAUACCAGUUACAGUUGCAACUGUCGAAAGAAGUUUCUCGAAGUUGAAAUUGAUCAAAAAUUAUCUUCGAUCAACUAUGUCACAAGAAAGAUUGAACGGGCUGGCCAUGCUAUCAAUUGAGAAGAAAAUUAUGGAAUAUCUUGAUUACUCAUGCUUAAUUGAUAUUUUUGCAUCAAAAACGACAAGACGUGUUAUAUUUAAGUGA